AGCGGAGACACAUCACAAGACUCUGAGAUACGCAACGACAUCAACAAGGCACAGCUGAUCACUUCAUUCGUCAAUAUGUCUGAAGCCGGGCCAUCCAAUACAAAUGCUCACGCUAGCGUCCUUACUCCCUCGGAAGCUAUCCCGCCUAAUGCCGUUCAUAUCCAUGGACCGGACUUGUCAGAUCCCAUAGACCUGGUUGACCUUCUAAAGAGCUAUGAAAAGAUCGGUUUCCAAGCGACUGGCUUAGCGAGAGCUAUCCAGAUUGUGGAAAAGAUGCGAGUUCAACGAUCAAACGCUGAAGAGCCCUUGACGUUGUUCUUGGGUUACACGUCGAAUCUGAUCUCGUCGGGUCUCAGAGAGGUCAUCAAAUUUCUUGCCAAGUACAAGCUGGUCGACUGCAUCGUCACCACCGCUGGAGGGAUCGAAGAGGACUUUGUCAAGUGCUUAGGACCAACGGUCCUUGGAGAUUUCGAGCUGGACGGAGCGAGCUUGCGAAAGAGAGGGCUGAACCGUAUUGGCAAUCUAUUGGUCCCGAAUUCAAAUUACUGCAAGUUUGAGGAUUGGAUCUUGCCAAUACUCGACAAGAUGGUGGAGGAACAAGAAGGAGAGCCAAAGGCAAAGUGGUCACCCAGCUCCGUCAUCAGACGUUUAGGGAAAGAGAUUGAUAAUGAGGAUAGUGUCUACUACUGGUGUUAUAAGAAUGACAUUCCCGUCUUCUGUCCAGCUUUGACAGAUGGUUCACUCGGUGAUAUGAUCUACUUCCACACGUACAAGGCCAGUACACCACUUUCGAUCGAUAUCGUUCAAGAUAUUCGCUUGCUCAAUGAUAUGAGUAUACAUGCCAAGAAAGCCGGUAUGAUCAUCCUGGGAGGAGGGGUGUCGAAGCAUCAAAUCGCCAAUGCCAUGUUGUUUAGGAACGGGGCAGAUUAUGCCGUAUACAUCAACACCGGUCAGGAGUAUGAUGGCUCGGACUCCGGUGCUAGACCAGACGAAGCGAUAUCGUGGGGCAAGAUUCGGGCCGGUGCUGAGAGUGUCAAGGUAUAUGCUGAUGCUACGCUGGUGUUUCCAUUGAUCGUAGCCGCCACAUUCGCCAAGGCUCGCUGGAGUACGGAGAAGGCUUGAGGUGUCUCUCAGUAUGACAGCGUAUACGAUUGUCCCCAUCUCAUUGCGUUCAGUGUUGUACUCAUACUCAAGCCAUAGCAUUUGCAUGCAUUUAUACGGAUCUGCGGCCGAGCAGAUCACCUACAUGUACCCCUGAUGCAGAAUCCAUUCAGC
Messenger RNA from Kockovaella imperatae, 1275 nucleotides. RefSeq names its product putative deoxyhypusine synthase. The record is from RefSeq and is a predicted model, not a curated record. Gene Ontology annotation, molecular function: deoxyhypusine synthase activity. Gene Ontology annotation, biological process: peptidyl-hypusine biosynthetic process. The transcript is spliced from 7 exons. Lineage: Eukaryota; Fungi; Basidiomycota; Tremellomycetes; Tremellales; Cuniculitremaceae. The coding region runs from base 76 to 1122 and encodes 348 amino acids. Gene Ontology annotation, cellular component: cytoplasm.